Messenger RNA from Mugil cephalus (flathead mullet), 7001 nucleotides. RefSeq names its product MAP/microtubule affinity-regulating kinase 2b (gene mark2b). Gene Ontology annotation, biological process: microtubule cytoskeleton organization; intracellular signal transduction; protein phosphorylation. The coding region runs from base 1436 to 3871 and encodes 811 amino acids. Lineage: Eukaryota; Metazoa; Chordata; Actinopteri; Mugiliformes; Mugilidae. Gene Ontology annotation, molecular function: protein serine/threonine kinase activity; tau-protein kinase activity; ATP binding. The transcript is spliced from 21 exons. Gene Ontology annotation, cellular component: cytoplasm. The record is from RefSeq and is a predicted model, not a curated record.
CGUGGUGCAAGCAGCCAUGUUGCUGUGAGCUUGUUCCGGUAUCAGGGCAGGAGGAUCGUGCGCACAGUCUGCAGCUCCUCGCCUUUCUCCCCCUGUCGCCCGUGACACGCAUCUCUCCCACCAAGCGAGAGAGAGAGAGAGGAGGAGAGGAAAAAAAAAAAAAAAAAAAAAAAAACCCACUUUGACCGAUAAUGGAUUUUACAACUUGACGAUUCCCUCGGUCAGUUUCGCUGGUGACUGGAAUAACAAUAUAUAUUUCGGCGUGUGUCUCUGGUGUACGUCGCCCUACACUGCAGUGCAGCACUGGUGGACGACCUUAUUCCAAUCACGCAACACAAGGAAGAGCUCGGGUGAUUUCCGUGGAUUUUUUUUUUUUUUUUUGAGUUUCGUGGGUUUGCUCUGAGGCCGUCACCGCCGCUCAGGUCGCAGGGGGAAUAAGCUAACUAGCUAGCUUUGCACUCGAAUUGGAGAAGCUACAUGGGCUAACGCCGAAGCAGCCCCGCAGCUAGCAGCUAGCGCAACUAAUUAGUUCGUGUUUCUCACCUGCUAUGCGAUUACAAGGUUGCUGCUUUUAUUUUUUACCGGGACACUGGGAAUAUUUGUGAAUGUUUUUUUUUUUUUUGUGUGUGUGUGUGUGUGUGUGUGAGUCGGGAGGGUUGAAGAAGAAGAAGAAGAAGACCUCGCCGGGAAUAACUUUGGCCUGAAAGUUUGUGGAUCCCGGGACCUGGUUUCAAAUCUGAAAGGAAACACAUCUGUCACCAAAAGGUUUUUUUUUUUUUUUUUUUUUUUUUUUUUUUUUUUCUUUUGAAGACGACGGCACUACGUUAUGAAAACGACCCUGGAUUAAAAACAAAAACAAAAAAAAAUAGUUGUGAGUUUCGGCUUCAGCCUUGGCUCCUUCGUCGGUUGGUUAGCUAACCCUACAGGUUAGCAUGUUAGCCACAUAAUUGGACUUGGUCAACGCAAAACCGUUGCCCAACUUUUUCUUCAAACUAGCACAACUAGCUACCCCAAAGCUAGCGCUCCUGGCUGCUAGCUGGCGACUAGCCUCCGUGCUUAUUUAACCACUCAACCAUCGUUUUGGGACCUGAAUGUUUGGACACCCGAGCCGGAGCUGAAGAAGAAGAAGGAGGAAAUAUAAAGACAAAUACUGGCUUUUCUUCGUUUUUUUUGUGCUCGUUGACAAACAUGGGACGUAGCGGUUGCCGCUAGUUAGUUUCUAGCCAGCUGGUGAUGUGGGAUUCAACUUGUUGAUUCAACUUGUUGCCUCAACUUGUUGAUUAUUUCGUUUUUUUCCCUCUAACCAUCAGCCUACAGGAGUUUUUUAAAUGCACAAGAGACACUGACAAGUCCUUUCACCGCUCCUUCCCCCCUUCCCCUCCUUUUUUAUUUUAUUUUUCAUUAUUUUUUUUGGGCAACUCCACAUAUUUGAAACAUGUCAACAAGGCCCCCUUUGGUGCAAGUCAUUGACAAUACGCCCGGGCAGGAGUCCAAGUCGUCCGGUCGCUCCAGCAUGUCCCGAUGUCGGAACUCCGUCGCCACGACCACGUCGGAGGAGCAGCCGCACAUCGGCAACUAUCGGCUACUGAAAACCAUCGGCAAAGGCAACUUCGCCAAGGUCAAACUGGCACGACACGUCCUCACCGGAAAAGAGGUGGCUGUAAAGAUCAUAGAUAAGACACAGCUCAACUCCUCCAGUUUGCAGAAGCUCUUCCGGGAGGUGAGGAUCAUGAAGAUGUUGAAUCAUCCCAACAUAGUCAAGCUCUUUGAGGUGAUAGAGACAGAGAAGACUUUGUACCUGGUGAUGGAGUACGCCAGUGGAGGAGAGGUCUUUGAUUACUUGGUGGCCCACGGCCGGAUGAAGGAGAAAGAAGCCCGUGCCAAAUUCAGACAGAUCGUGUCAGCGGUGCAGUAUUGCCAUCAGAAGUGUAUAGUACACAGAGACCUCAAGGCCGAGAACCUGCUGCUGGACGCGGACAUGAACAUCAAGAUCGCGGACUUCGGCUUCAGCAACGAAUUCACCCUGGGGAACAAGCUGGACACUUUCUGCGGCUCCCCGCCCUACGCAGCGCCGGAGCUCUUCCAGGGCAAGAAGUACGACGGGCCCGAGGUGGACGUCUGGAGCCUGGGGGUGAUCCUCUACACCCUGGUCAGCGGCUCGCUGCCCUUCGAUGGACAAAACCUCAAGGAGCUGAGGGAGCGUGUGCUCCGCGGUAAAUACAGGAUCCCUUUCUACAUGUCCACCGACUGUGAGAACCUGCUUAAAAAGUUCCUCAUCCUGAACCCUUCCAAAAGAGGCAGCCUCGAGACAACUCAUACGGCCGGUCUGACUUGCCCCAAGCAGCAGAUAAUGAGGGACCGGUGGAUGAAUGUGGGCUACGAGGAGGAGGAGCUCAAACCCUACAUUGAACCUCAGCCAGAUUAUAAGGACCCCAAGAGAACAGACGUCAUGCUGCAGAUGGGAUUCUCUCAGGAGGAGAUCCAGGACUCGCUGGUGAACCAGAAGUACAACGAUGUGAUGGCUACGUACCUGCUUCUAGACUAUAGGAACUCUGAGCUGGAGGAAGGCGUCAUCAAGCCUCGGCCAGGAAGUGAUGUAAGCAACAUAAAUGUCUCCUCCUCGCUCCACAAGGUACAGCGCAGCGUGUCGUCCAACCAGAAGCCUCAGAACCGCAGAGCCACCGAUCAGGGCUCCUACUCCAAGAGGGGAGGACAAGCCGACAACCGGACUGCAGGAGAGGAUUCUGGGAGGAAGAGUUCUUCAGGCAGCUCCACUACCAAGGUGCCGGCCAGUCCGCUGACGGCCUCCGACCGCAAGAAGAGCGGCACACCCUCCACCAAUAGCAUCCUGUCCACCGGUACCGGCCGCAGUCGAAACUCUCCUCUGACCGAGAGAGCCACGCUGGGCCAGGGCAUCCAGAACGGCAAGGACAGCCUAAACACUCCGGGCUCCCGCGCCUCCACCGCCUCGGCCGCUGCCGUCCUCUCCUCCUCCUCCUCCUCGCGUCCCCGCCACUACAAGUCCCUGUCCUCCUCCAAUCAUCCAUGCCCCUCUGACCUGCACGCACCACGGCCCAGCGCCCCGGCACAGCGGGCGCCCGGCGCCUCACCUUCGGCCCACAACAUCAGCAGCGCCACCGUGUCGGACCGCACCAACUUCUCCAGAGGGGUGGGCAUCCGCAGCACGUUCCACGCGGGCCAGCAGCGCGGCGCCCGGGACCAGCAGAGCUCCGGUUACCCCGGCGGGCCCGCCUCCCCGUCGCUGUCGCACGGCAACAGCCAGGCCCGGAGGGCGCACGGGGCCACGGGGAUCUUCAGCAAGUUCACGUCGAAGUUCGUACGCAAAAAUCUCUCGUUCAGGUUUCCGAGAAGGAGUCCGUAUGAGGGAGAGGGUCGGGAUGAGGGGAGCAGGUCUGUGUUGAGCAGCACAGUGGACAAGUCGGAGAAGACGUCUGGCGGCGUUCUCUCCUCCUCUUCCAACAACGACGAGAACAACUCCUCACCAGGAUCUGGUAACACUGGUGGCACCGGUACCCCUCCGGCCAUCGCCAGCCAGAAGGACAUGUCCAAGCCGCGCUCGCUGCGCUUCACCUGGUCCAUGAAGACCACGUCGUCCAUGGAGCCCACGGAGAUGAUGCGGGAGAUCCGCAAGGUGCUCGACUCCAACAGCUGCGAGUACGAGCUGCGCGAGCGCUACAUGCUGCUGUGCAUGUCCGGCGACCCGGCGCGCGACGACUUCGUCCAGUGGGAGAUGGAGGUGUGCAAGCUGCCGCGGCUCUCCCUCAACGGCGUGCGCUUCAAGCGGAUCUCGGGCACGUCCAUCGCCUUCAAGAACAUUGCCUCAAAGAUCGCCAACGAGCUCAAACUGUGAGCAGCGAGAAGAGAGAGGAGAGGAGGAGGAGGCUGGGAGGGUGGAGGUGGGUGGAGGAUGACGCUGCAGGUGGGAUGGGGGGCACUGUGGAGGUCAGGAGGUAAGCUAAAGCUAAUGCUAAAGGGUGGGAUCACUUUAAAAAUAACAUGAUUGUUAUGUAGACGGAGGUCUGACGUAGGGCUGCCACGUUCUGAGACUAGAAAACGUUUCUUUUCUAGAGGUUUUGUUCCAUUUGUUCCGAGGCCCCUGCGAUUAGAGACUCGGAGUUGAUUUCCUCUUGAGUCGUGAAGUACUUACAGACCCGAGUCUUUCUCUCUGAACCUCUGCCGGGGUUUUUUGUUUUUGUUUUGUUGUUUUUUUUUUUGUUUCUUUUUUCUCCUGUCACGUUCUACUUAGACGUUCCACUCUUCUGCAUGUCCGAUCUUCUCUCUCUGUUUUUUAGGAGUCACACUUAGAUCACUUUGACCACUCCUGUCAUUUCUUCCUGCUAUUUAUUCAGUUUCUCUGCACGGUUCUGAUAAAAUGGGAGGGGGAGGGAGGGAGGGGUUUAGCUGGAGGAGGAGGUGGUGGAGGAGGUGGAGGACGAGGAGGACUAAUAGUCGUGAAUGAUUCUCUGAGUUCAGGUCGGGACGUGGAGCCUUAUCUCGCUGGAAAAAGGAUUUUUUUUCUUGAUUGAUUUGUUCUGAUGGGACUCCAGCUGAGCCAGGACUUGAAGACACACACAAAAACACACACACACACACACCUACUGCACCUCUUCACCUACACACCUACAACUACAGAUGGAUUUUGGACGGACACGUCUCCCGUCUUCUAUCUGCUUCUGCCGGUGGAUGGACCCCCCCCCCUCUCAAAAUCCGCCUCGUCUCAUCUUCCUCACGGACGCUCUUCAUUCGCCUCCUUCUCCUCCUCUUCUUCCUCAGACUGAACUCAAGCUCAAACACAUCCACCUUUUUUCUUCACUCCUUUUUUGUUUUCCUUCCUCAUCUUCUUUUUUAUUAUUAUUAUUAUUUUAUUUCAUUUUUUUUUUUUUUUUUUUUUGGGAAACCUCUGUCACAUCAUCAAGUCCGAGGAGGCCAGUCAGACUCAUCAAUCCUCCGUACUUUUUUUUUUUUUUAAUUAUUAUUAUUAUUAUCUUCUUUUAUUGCUUUUAAAAAGAGUUGUGCACUGGAAAAAAAUAUAUAUAAAAAAAAAAAGAAGAAGAAGAAGACGGGGGGCGAACCGGAACCUGGAACCUGGAAAGGUUGAGGACACUUGGAUGGGUUUUUAUGUUGCCUUCUUUCUUUCUUUGAAGAAUUAAAUUUGGGGGUUUGUUUUUUUUGUUUUUUUUUCUUCGUUGCAGCACAUAAAUGUGUACUUUAGUUUUAGACGUUCAGCCGGUUGACAUCGCGCCUUCGUAUCCAGAAUGUCAACCCGACAGCCGACUCGUUUCCCUCCCACUCUCACACAUCUGCUGUCGCACAUGUUCCCAAAGAGCAAACAACAAAAAAAAAAAAGACGACAAAUUCGGACAAACGAUGAAUGGUGAAUUAUUAUUUUUCUUCUGCUUCUGAUUUGAUGAUAUAUUUUUGUGUCGUCGGAGUCUCCUUUGGGUCUGUACAGGUUUGGACUGGAGUCAGAGGGGAGUGUGGAGGGAGGGGGGCAUCACGUCGGAUCAUAUCAUUGCUGCCUUUUUUUUUUUUUUUUUUUUUUUUUCUUGGUGUAGUGCACCUUUAACACACACUUAACUUCCACUAUCCGUUUUAACACAAACCCCUCCGGGCACACACACACAGACACACACACACACACAAGUGCAGAAGUUAUCGAUGUAUUUAAUGUUGAUGAUGAUGAUGAUGGUGGUGGUGGUGGUGACGACUACUGCUCGUUCAUUUUCUUUUCAGCCAUUAAUUUUCUUUUUUAGGAGUUAAUUUACUUGUUUGUUUUUUUUUGUUAAAGGCCUUGUUGGUCCAGGAUGGCUUGAAGCGAAUCAAAACAAAAGAGAAACAGGGAGCGACUCCCUUCGUUUCUCUCGUGUCCGGGCUCAAAAAAACCACAAGCAGGAGAAGUCGCUUCCUUUUCUCUCCUUCUCCACACGUUCAAUGCUCCAGUUUUUUGUUGAUGCAGAAAAAAAACAAAAAAAAAACAAAAAAACGCACGCCUGAGUUGGGAGGAGGAGGGAGGGAUGGAGGGAGGGUGGCUGGCUCGUUGUACCUAACUGAACACUUUUUUCUUUUCUUUCUAUCACGAUGACACACUGUCGUUUUUAUUAUUUUUGUUUUUCCUUUUCAGUUUUUAAUACGUCAGAUUUUUUUUUUUUUUCUUUAAAAAGUUGAUCAUUGUUUUAAGGUGCUGGGUAUUGGAUUCUAAUUAUUAUUCUGGCUGUUGCUGUUAUAUUAUCUCUUUCAGGGUUGAUUUCAUUUUACAUUAUUUUACAUUGCUGUAAUUUACAUUGAUUUUAAAUGUGUUUUUUGAGCAAACUGUAACUGUAGUGGUGGGUUUUUUGGGGGGUUGGGAGGGGCGAUCAACUCCUGAAAAAUGUAUUAUUUGUUUUUUUUUUUUUUGUUUUUUUGUGCAAAAACAAAAUGAUGAAAAAUUACAAUGAUAGUAAUAAAAACAAUGAUAUAAUGAUAUCGUCUGGCUCUGAAAUCCAUCGCAUGAUGCAGGCGGUGUCUCAGCGUGACGUCCAUUCAGUAAUAGUUACCAAUCGUAUCGCUUCAAAAUCAAGAUCAAGAUCGCUGUAUUGAUCCCCGCAGGGAAAAUAUUUUGUCCAAGACAAGAAGAGCAUAGACAUAAGAAUGAAAAUAAAAUGAGAAUGACGUAGAAGUAAUGGCUUGUUCUUCACCUGCUGGAUAUAAUGUUUAAUUUUCCUUUUGCAGACUGGAUUAAGGAGGAUUAAGAAGCACACGUGUUCAUUUAUUUCCUCUUGAGCCUGAAGUCAGAGUCCACACAUUUCUUCCCUUUCGCUCAUAGAUUUUCUUUAAUAUUUUGCCUCCUUUUUUAAUUUUAAUGCAGCACAUCCAACCAGCAACUCUGUCUAUAUUUAUAGAAAGUAUGGAAUCACUUUCUUAUUCAAUUCUGGUGAGAAAGUGUGUCCAAACUUUUCAGUGGUAGUGCAUCUUCCAGGAUUAAAGAAGAGUUGUUGAUCAUG